GUGACCGCGGCCGCUUCCGGCGAGGGAGGAUGUGGCCGGCGUGCGCUGCGCUCCGGGCCCGGGCUCCGGCCUGGGCCUUGGUGGGGUUGAGGGGAGGUCGGGCCUACGGCGGAGGUGGAGGCGCCACCUACACGCAGGGCCAGAGCCCCGAGCCCCGGACCCGCGAGUACUUCUACUACGUGGACCACCAGGGCCAGCUUUUCCUGGAUGAUUCCAGAAUGAAGAAUUUCAUCACCUGCUUCAAAGACCCGCAGUUCCUGGUCACUUUCUUCUCCCGCCUGAGGCCCAACCGCAGCGGGCGCUACGAGGCCGCCUUCCCCUUCCUCUCGCCGUGCGGAAGAGAGCGCAACUUCCUGCGCUGUGAGGACCGGCCCGUGGUCUUCACGCACCUGCUGGCCGCGGACCCCGGGCCCCCGCGCCUCUCCUACUGCGGCGGCGGCGCGGCCCUGACCGUGCCCUUCGAGCCGGCGCGCCUGCUGCCCCUGGCGGCCAACGGGCGCCUGUACCACCCGGCCCCGGAGCGCGCGGGCGGCGUGGGCCUGGUGCGCUCGGCUCUGGCGUUCGAGCUCAGCGCUUGCUUCGAGUGCGAGCCCGGCGCCCCGGCGCUGCCCGCGUACGUGCGCUGGCGAGGCCGCCGCUUCGCCCUCACCAUGGACCUGGCGCCGCUGCUGCUCGCGACCCCCGCAGCCCUGAGGCUCGGGCGGGAGCCCCCGCCCCCCGCUCGCCGGCCCAGCGCGCGUGCGCGCCGAGGCCCCGCCCGGCCUGCGCUGUCCGAGGUGCUGCCGCGGCCCGGCCCUGGCCCCUGGUCCCAGCCGCGGGUCCUCUCCGCACCCCUCGCGCCGCAGACCGCGGGGUGUCCUCGGGAUUGGCCCGCGCUGGCGACGUCAGGCCCGGGCCGCGGGCGCAGGCUGCGCGGAGCUCCGGCGCGCGUGCGCGCCCGCCCCCAACACAGCCGCGGCUCAGGCCUGGCCGCCGCGGGCCCAGCGGGGAGCGGCUCGCCGCCGGGGCGUCAGGUGAGGGGGCGCGCGGCCCAAGGUCAUCGGCCUGGGGAGGUGGGGGUGCCCCGCAGGGCCUGGCGGAGGGAGGGGGCGUGGAGACCGUACCCCUACCCGGGACCCAGCGGCGCCCGAGGGGCGGGCGGGGCGGUGUGCGGGACGUGGGCACCGAGUCCUAGGGCUGCCCGGAGACUUGGCCGGAGGCCUGCGCUGUGCCUGAAGAACGACACAGGGCUCCCACAGCACAGAUGGGCACCCGUGGCCCAGCCUCCCCCUUCCCACUCCCGCCCAGCAGGACCCUUAGAGGAUUUCUGCGCCAGCCCCUGAUGUGCGCCUGAGGGUCCCUGUGAGCAGCAGCCCUGAGGGGGAAAGGAUUUGCGGUCUAGUUUGGGUGGGUGGGCAAGGCCUACAGCCCUGGGCCAGUUCAUCCUGCUCAUGUAAUUAACCGCAGGGACCCAUUGAAUGCCCCCAUCUUUUGGGGGCUCACGCACAUUUUGAGACACCUGGGAAAUGCCUCAGCCUUGGCCAAAGCUAUUCUAUUAAAACUUUAUUGCGGUAUUACCUCA
Dipodomys spectabilis (banner-tailed kangaroo rat) is the source of this 1561-nucleotide messenger RNA. It is a transcript of the gene CUNH8orf82, whose product is annotated as chromosome unknown C8orf82 homolog. Lineage: Eukaryota; Metazoa; Chordata; Mammalia; Rodentia; Heteromyidae. The transcript has 3 exons. The coding region runs from base 30 to 1322 and encodes 430 amino acids. The record is from RefSeq and is a predicted model, not a curated record.